Molecule: messenger RNA, 1308 nt
Organism: Capsicum annuum
Lineage: Eukaryota; Viridiplantae; Streptophyta; Magnoliopsida; Solanales; Solanaceae
Product: cytosolic sulfotransferase 15
Exons: 1
Coding region: 77-1117 (346 amino acids)
Biological process (GO): sulfation
Cellular component (GO): cytoplasm
Molecular function (GO): sulfotransferase activity
Source: RefSeq, a predicted model, not a curated record
ACCACGGGCCACUUCUACAUUUAUAUAUGUCGCUCUAUGUUCUCAUGCAAAAAUCAAACCCUAUCAAUAACCUGCAAUGAUAUACAUCACAAAUUUCCUCAAAAGCCAAUCCAGUCCUGGAAAACCAAAACAACAAAAAGAAACUCUACCUAAAGAAAGUGAUGAUGAGUUUCUUUCUUCUCUUCCCAAAGAAAAAGGAUGGAGAACACCUAGUCUGUUCCUCUUUCAGGGCUUUUGGUGUCAGCCCAAAGAAAUCCGAUCCAUAAUUUCGACGCAGAAACACUUUAUAGCUCAAGAUAGUGACCUGAUCCUGGCUACGAUACCAAAAUCAGGCACCACUUGGCUAAAAGCACUCAUGUUCGCCAUUGUAAACCGAAACAAGUUCAGUGUUCAGCACAACAACAACCAUAUUCAGCAUCCUUUGCUCACUCACAAUCCUCAUGAGCUUGUACCCUUCCUGGAGUACAAGCUCUACGCGGACUCUAACAGCCUCCCUGAUCUCACCAUGCUCCCUUCUCCGAGGCUUGUCGCGACUCAUGUCCCUUUCGGGGCAUUACCUGAUUCAUCUAAGACAUCAAGAUGCAAAAUCGUGUACAUCUGCAGGAACCCUUUUGAUACUUUUGUAUCAAUUUGGCACUACCUUGGAAAAAUCAGGCCUGAAUCUUUAGGCCCUCUUCCUUUAGAGGAAGCGUUCGACUUGUACUGUAGGGGAAUUAUAGGUUUUGGUCCUUACUGGGACCAUAUGUUGGGGUACUGGAAAGAAAGCAUUGAAAAACCUAACAAGGUCUUGUUCUUGAAAUAUGAAGACAUGAAAGUAGAUGCAUGUAACCAGUUGAAGAAAUUAGGUGAGUUUUUGGGGUUUCCUUUUACUGAAGAGGAGGAAAAGGGAGGAAUAAUUGAAGAUAUCUCAAGUCUUUGCAGUUUCAAGAACAUGAAGGAGUUAGAGGUGAAUAAGAAGGGGAAAGGAGCAAUUUCAGAUUAUGAAAACAAAGAUUUGUUUAGGAAAGGUGAGACUGGAGAUUGGGUGAAUUAUCUUACACCUUCCAUGUUUGAGAGGCUUUCCAAUGUGAUGGAAGAGAAAUUAGGAGGCUCAGGGCUUACCUUCACACUGUGUUGAGUACUCUAGAAAGCAAGGGUUCGGUGUGUGUGUGAGAUAAUAAUGAUUUCAGAAUAAAAUUUGAGAUAACGUUAUCUCAUGUUUUAGUUUCAGGCAUUAGUUAAUUUUAAAAUUAUUUUAUUUCAUCAUUUGCACUAUUCUCAUAUUGAAGGUGAGAUAAAUUAAUCUCAAGGAAUACCUUUGUUUAUUCA